Molecule: messenger RNA, 2845 nt
Organism: Sebastes umbrosus (honeycomb rockfish)
Lineage: Eukaryota; Metazoa; Chordata; Actinopteri; Perciformes; Sebastidae
Gene: vtna
Product: vitronectin a
Exons: 9
Coding region: 76-1941 (621 amino acids)
Biological process (GO): cell-matrix adhesion; cell adhesion mediated by integrin
Molecular function (GO): extracellular matrix binding
Source: RefSeq, a predicted model, not a curated record
ACAUGUUUCCAAUGAAUAGGAGCACACCGUCUUUCAUUACUUUUUCAGUCUGUCCUCUCACUCAACAGAGGCAACAUGUGGCUACGGGUCGUCCUGCUGCUCGCUCUGCUCGCUCUGACUUUUGCUGCAGAUACUUCAGAUUCCUGUGAGGGUCGCUGCAACGUCUAUAGCCGCGAUCAGACGUGCCAGUGUGAAAAGACGUGCAAGCAUUACAAGAACUGCUGCCCUGACUAUGAGGACGUCUGUGGCAAGCCGACUCGCGGAGACACCUUUGCUUUUGCUGAGGAUGAUGAUGGUGAUGGUGAGCUGUUUGAAGGCCCCACUCCAUCACCUGGACGUUCAGCACACAGCCAGUCGUUCACCGGUAGCAAUCGUCUGCUGAGGCCAACACAGCGGCCCUUCUCAGACUUUAGUCGCAGACCACAGCAACAUCCACAAACCACACUACGAAUGACCAGACCCCCUCGACUGAUGGAAACCGAAGCUCAGGAAGCCCCCGUUCCACCUGCACAGAUGUUCCCCAGUACAACUAAACCCCCUCAGGGUGCUGCAGCAGCUGAGACGACCACUGUUAACGCCACAACGGCUGCCCCAACUGAAGCACCCGACCCAGACGCUGUGGCCUGCAGUGGGAGACCUUUUGACUCCUUCAUGCAAGUAAAGAAUGGCUCCAUAUUCGCCUUCAGAGGGGAGUACUUUUUUGAACUGGACCAGAAGGCAGUGCUUCCUGGUUAUCCAAAGCUCAUAAAGGACGUGUGGGGCAUUAGCGGGCCUAUUGAUGCUGCCUUCACCCGCGUCAACUGUCAAGGGAAGACUUAUAUCUUCAAGGGCCACCAGUACUGGAGGUUUGAUAACGGCGUGCUGGAUGAGGACUACCCUCGAGACAUCAGCGUGGGCUUUGACACAAUUCCUGAUCAUAUGGAUGCAGCGUUCGCUCUGCCUGCUCCUGAUUACAAUGGAAGAGAGAGGGUCUAUUUUUUUAAAGCGGAUCAGUAUCACAUGUACGAGUUUAUGCACCAGCCGUCCCAUAAGGAGUGCAUCACCAUGUCUGAGAGGUCUCCGUCCACACUGUUCAGCCGCUACAUGGACGUAUACAACAACUAUGACCGUGUCAUGAGCGAGCUCUUCUCUGGCUUUGGCAUGCCUCAGCAUCAUGACAAGCACCACUUCAUUGACAAGGACUGGAAGGGCCUCAUGGCUCCAGUGGAUGCUGCCAUGGCUGGCAGAAUCUACGUCCCUGCCUGGAGGCCCACACAACGUCGCAACGACAGGAACCAGCAGUACCAGCAGUACGGACAGCAGCAGAACCAGCAGUACCAGCAGUACGGACAGCAGCAGAACCAGCAGUACCAGCAGUUGGAACAGCAGUACCAACAGUACGCACAGCAGCAGAACCAGCAGUACCAGCAGUACGCACAGCAGUUGGAACAGCAGUACCAGCAGUACGGACAGCAGCAGAACCAGCAGUACCAGCAGUACGGGCAGCAGUACGGGCAGCAGUACGGGCAGCAGUGGGGUCGUAGGAGGCAGAGCCGCUCACCCUUCUGGGAGUCCAUGGCCAAUCGGGGGAUGAACAUGGGCCAGGGCUUUGCAGAGAGGGGGAUGGAAAUGGGUCUGAGGUUGGCCGAGAAGAGGAUGGAGAUGGAGGAGAGACUCGGACGGGACGGGGACAGACGCCGGGAUCAAGACUGGGACCAGGACAGACGGAGAGAUGGCUACCGCCAGAACAACAGAGGCAACUAUGACUCCAGAGGCGACAGGAGGUACUGGGAGUCCAUCCAGGGAAGUCAGCCCAUACAGGCCGUCUACUUCUUCAAAGGAGACAAAUACUACAGGGUGAACCUCAAGACCAAGAGAGUUGACUUCGCCACGCCUCCAUAUCCCAGAUCCAUCGCCAAGUACUGGCUCGGCUGUUCAGACACCACUGGAGCAGAAAAGUAGUUUAAUAGAGCCUUGCAGGGAUGAUGUAUUUUUGUUGGCCAAACAGGAAGUUAGCAUCGCCCUGGUUCCCUCGACAAAAAGCCAGUGGUCGUCAACUUUGGCAAACAUUGGAGAUCAAUGAAAGUCUGCUGCUCUCCACAGUAGUUGGCCAAACAUUGUCAAAGUUCAACUAGUUGAUUAAGAAUAUCUCUUAUCUGUUCUCAACAUCAGCUGACCUACUUAAUUAAACACAACUAUAGUGAAAAUAAGCUCAAUUAAAGAGAUUGUAAAGUGAAUUUUUGGCCAUGGUUUGAUUAAUAACAUAUAUUAUUAUUAGAAAUCAUUUGCUACAGUUGUCAGGUUUUAUGUUUUACAGAUAUGCAGCUUCUCAUUUCUAAGUUUUCAUUGUCAUCAUAAUAAUGAAGGAGUUUGUUACAUUGCAUUCAUUCAGUGAUGUUUUCUAAAUCAUGUAUCUACUAAAAAACGUUUAUUAUCUCCUUAUUAAUCAUACAAGCAUAUAUACAGUGACUAACAAAAUAUAACACAGGGUUGAUUGAAGACUUUUCAUCCACCAAGAGGUCAUUAAAAAUUGCCACAUGGUCCUAAAUCCCUAAAUUGCAAUAAUGGGGGUUUUACCCAACAGCAGCAUCACGUGACGGUCACAGCAGAGAGAGCAGUGACAGGUGGGACUUUUACUGGAGGUCGUAGACGUGAAAACAUUCUUCUGACAUCUACUGACUGGUAUAAGAAAGCAAAAUAUAAUACUACACUAUAAUACACUAACAAAGAAACCUUGUGGAAUUUUAGUGGUUUUUAACAGAUGUUUAAAUGAUGUACUGAGUGAGUCACAUUUGAUUGAACCUGUAACAGUCUGUUCUUGUAUUUUCAUCAAUGACCAAUAAAAACAUCAGUCAUCAAGAACACA